AUGGGGUUCAAACUGCGAGACUAUUUCCGGGUGGAAUACAAGCCAGGGGAGAGGAAGUUGCUCCAAAAGAUCGACUUCUUCAUUCUUACCUUCUGCUGUCUGUCCUAUCUGAUGAACUAUCUGGAUCGGAGCAAUCUAGCCAACGCCUACGUGACGGGAAUGAAAGAAGAGUUGAAUUUCCACGGGAAUCAAUUGAACAUUAUCAACACCGUCUUCACGGUUGGAUAUAUCAUUGGGCAAAUCCCGUCCAAUCUGUCCCUGCACUAUAUUCCGCCACGAUAUUUCUUCCCCGGGAUGAUGUUAGUCUGGGCGGGGUUGACCAUGGUCACGGCAUCCGCGAAGAGGCCGGAGUCGAUCAUGGCCAUCCGGUUCUUCCAAGGUAUCGCGGAAUCAUCGACAUUCGUUGGUACGCACUACAUUCUUGGGUCGUGGUACACCGAGCGAGAACUGGGGAAACGAAGCGGGAUCUUCACUGCAUCCGGCUUGGUUGGCACCAUGAUCGGAGGAUUUAUUCAAAGCGGCAUAAACGAGAGCAUGAACGGUCUUCACGGACUGUCCGGCUGGAGAUGGCUCUUCAUUAUUGACGGUCUUAUCACCCUCCCGGUUGCCAUAUACGGCCUCAUCUUUUUCCCCGACACGCCGCAGACCACCAAAGCAUUCUACUUCUCCGAAGAAGAGAAGAAGAUGGCGGUCGCUCGAGUCCCCAAAAAGCGUGAGCGGUCCCCCCUCACCAUGUCGUUCUUCAAGAAAGUCGUCCUCUCCUGGCACUGGUGGGGCUUCGUCGUUCUCUGGAUCAUCGCCGGCGAGACCGAGUCGUUCAGCACCAACACCCUGCUCGCGCUCUACCAGAAAUCUCAUCCGUACAUCAAGUACACGGUAUCGCAGAACAACAACUACCCGACCGGCGUCGCCGCCGUCGGCAUCGUGUCAACGCUCUUUUGGGCCACGCUGACCGAUAUUCUCGCGGGCAAGCGAUAUCUGGUCGGCUAUUUCAUCGGCAUCAUAGGCAUCGUCACCUCGGCGAUGAUUCUUGCCGCAUCGAAAGACCCGAUGAAUCCUUCGUCGACCACCAUGGUGUUUGUGGCGUACUAUAUGGCAGGUACCGUCUACGCAUGCCAAGCGACCUUUUUCGCGUGGGCCAACGAUGCGAUGCGAUACCACGAAGACGUGUACCGUGGAGUGGUCAUCGCGGGUAUGAAUCUGGGCAGUAACUCCUUCAACGCAUGGUGGAGCAUCUUGUUCUAUGGAGUGUCCAUGGCACCGUGGUUCAAGCGCGGUAUGUGGGCGAUGAUCGCGUGCUCGAUCCUCCUCGCUAUCUGGACCGGAGGAUUGUCGUUCUUCCAAGUACGGGAAGAGAAGGCGCGAGCUCGGGAGCUGCAGGAGCAAGAGGGUCAUCUGGAGGAGAAAUCCGUAUCGAUCGACACCAAGGUAUAG
Molecule: messenger RNA, 1434 nt
Organism: Eremomyces bilateralis CBS 781.70
Lineage: Eukaryota; Fungi; Ascomycota; Dothideomycetes; Eremomycetales; Eremomycetaceae
Product: major facilitator superfamily transporter
Exons: 5
Coding region: 1-1434 (477 amino acids)
Biological process (GO): pantothenate import across plasma membrane
Cellular component (GO): plasma membrane
Molecular function (GO): pantothenate transmembrane transporter activity
Source: RefSeq, a predicted model, not a curated record